AUGAAGAUCUUCCCUGAAAGCAGCUUCUUCCAGGAGGGUCGGGCCCCUGCGCUUCCUUCACUAGCAGAAGUACGAGACCUCAACUUGAAGACAGGCAAUGUUGCCGCCACAAACCUCAACUAUCCUCCUUCUGUUAUAAUCCCAUCAUUGAGAGUAGUCAUCAAAUAUGGUCUUAGUGUGAGCAUUGUUGAGGCCCAAACACAGAUCAUGGUGCGCGAGGAAUCCCAGGGCCGCAUUCCUGUUCCCGAGAUCUUCGGCUGGAUCGAAGAUAAUGGACAGACCUUCAUAUAUAUGUCACUGAUAGAAGGUGACACUUUAGCAGAUCGAUGGGGUGGUCUAAGCGAUGACGAGAAACAAGCUAUCUGCGAGGAACUUCAUCAGUAUGUCAAGCUGUUGCGGACUUUGGAACAAGAUCCGCGAGACAAGUACAUUGGCAACUUAGACAAGAAUCCACUGACGGACAUCUAUGUUAUAGACCGUCCGGAACUGGUUGGCCCGUUUCAAGGCGAAGAUGCUGUUAACCAACUCCAGGAUGCUUGCGGGAUCGAAAUCGAUGAUGAUAUAGUAUCGUCAAUUGUGUUCACACAUAAUGACCUGAUUUCGCCUAAUAUCAUGAUAACCCUGGAUCCAAAUCCCAAAGUGGCUGCCCUUGUUGAUUGA
Molecule: messenger RNA, 660 nt
Organism: Aspergillus luchuensis
Lineage: Eukaryota; Fungi; Ascomycota; Eurotiomycetes; Eurotiales; Aspergillaceae
Exons: 2
Coding region: 1-660 (219 amino acids)
Source: RefSeq, a predicted model, not a curated record